GCUCUUGAGAGAGAAGCGGAAGAAUCCUCCCGGUCCAGUUGAGCUCAGUUCUGUGUGCAGCAGUGGAUUGAAGCCCGACCAUAGGCCAUAAAUGAAUGAUUUAUCAUAUGCGUGUCGAAUAGGACCAAUGUCAUGAUAUGGCCGUGCCCCCGUCACCCUGUGGCCGUUACUCGGGAAAGAGAGGAGCUACUGCAGCAUGACAUCUCGGCGAUCGUUCAAGCAACCACAAGGAAUUCAGUCGCUAUCGUGCAGGAGUUGGAACGUUUAACUAAACAAAUGCUCAUAGCCUUCCGCCCAAGAAUGAUGGGGAUCCGAAAUAAACUUCAAUCGGCCUUGAGCCGUAUCACCACGUUGCAAGAACACAUUGCAUACUCAUUGUUUGGCAUCUUCCGCACCCACCUCCCUGUAAUUUACGGUGAGGAACAACAGAACACCCUCGGACGAAUCUUGCACGAGAGCAGUUCAUUAGAACGAUGUCUCCCGGCUGACAUUGUCUCGUAUAAGUUUCCGCCAUGCAUGCCACUAUCGCUAUCUGAGGACGAAAUGCAGACAUUGGUCUCCACACUGCAAAAUAUUGCAACUGUGGAAUCAGCUUUGAAACUGUAUACCAUCCUUGGCAACCUGAGCGCCCCUCGGUUCGCCACUUUCAGAUGACAACAUUGUAUUUCCCAUGAUACAAGGCAGAUGGAGGUAUGGUGAAGACCAGGAGUCAUUUUUU
Suillus bovinus is the source of this 718-nucleotide messenger RNA. RefSeq lists its product as uncharacterized. The record is from RefSeq and is a predicted model, not a curated record. Bases 133 to 654 code for a protein of 173 amino acids. The transcript is spliced from 2 exons. NCBI's taxonomy places the organism in Eukaryota, Fungi, Basidiomycota, Agaricomycetes, Boletales, Suillaceae.